This is a messenger RNA of Sorghum bicolor (sorghum), 1674 nucleotides long. Its product is annotated as zinc finger protein-like 1 homolog. The record is from RefSeq and is a predicted model, not a curated record. Gene Ontology annotation, cellular component: Golgi apparatus. Lineage: Eukaryota; Viridiplantae; Streptophyta; Magnoliopsida; Poales; Poaceae. The transcript is spliced from 10 exons. The coding region runs from base 277 to 1398 and encodes 373 amino acids.
CAGCCCUUCUGCCUUCCCCAAUCACCCAGUCAGAGAUCCCCGUCGCCUCGGCACGACCCACGCCGCCCACGCCCACGCUGCCCAGUGUGCCAUCGCGCUUGCAGGGACCGGGUGAGGUCGCCUGCACCGGAGUUGGUCGAGCUCACACUGGCCCUUGCGCUCACACUGCUGUCUCCGUUUCAUCCCCGCGAGAUCUGACUCUUGCGCUCACCCUGCCCCCAUCCCCUUCGCGCCCCGAUCCACCCGCUAAAGAGCGGCCUCCGAAAUCCGCCGGCGAUGGUCGUGUGCAAAUGCCGAAAGGCGACGAGGGUUUACUGCUUCGUCCACCAGGUCCCCGUCUGUGGCGUGUGCAUAUGCUUUCCGGAGCAUCAGCUAUGCGUGGUGAAAAACUAUGCUGAAUGGGUUGUUAAUUCUGAGUAUGACUGGCCACAACAUUGUUCAUCUUGCAAUUCAGUACUCGAAGGUGGAACUGAAGAAACAACACGACUUGGUUGCUUGCAUGUGGUGCACACGAAAUGCUUGAUAUCGCAUAUCCAAAAUUUUCCUUCCCAAACAGCACCAGCUGGAUAUGUCUGCCCUUCCUGUUCUGCACCUAUAUGGCCACCUUCAAGCAUUAAAGAUACAGGUUCGCGCCUUCACACUAAACUGAAAGAAGCGAUAGUCCAGACUGGAUUGGAGACAAAUGUAUUUGGAAAUCAUUAUGUGACAAUAGCUAAAGCUGAUACUCGGACACCUGCUUUUGCAUCAGAUCCUCUAAAAAAUUUAUCCAGUACUGAUGAUAGAGAAUCUAAUAAUGCAAAUUCAGCUAAAGAUGCAGCUUUGCCAUCAACAUUACAUUCUGGAAUGUACUCUUCUGCUGUAGGAUCUGGGACAACUAUUCAUGUUGAACCAGAAAUUGUUGAAAUAGAGGGUCCUAGUCCUGUAUUGCCCCAAAUUUCAGAACAGGAGUCCAAUUUGAUAAGAAGUCCGAGCCCACAUGGGCCUGGUGCCAUGACAAGAAAAGGUGCUACUACUGUUGACAGACAAAAUUCUGAGAUUUCUUAUUAUGCUGAUGAUGAAGAUGGAAAUCGCAAAAAGUAUACUAAAAGGGGUGAACAGAAUUCAAGGAAUGAACAAAGAUGCAAAAUAUAUUCAUGUACAUUUCGUCACAAAUUUCUAAGGAUGCUACUGCCUUUCUGGUCUAGUGCACUGCCAACGCUACCAGUCACAGCACCAUCAAAAAAAGAUAGUGAUGCUCCAGAGGGGAGUCGACCACGCCAUCAGAGAUCAUCAAGAAUGGACCCCACUAAGAUCUUACUUGCAAUGGCUAUCCUGGCAUGUAUACUAACGAUGGGAAUACUCUAUUACCGGUUGUCGCAGCGAGGUCUUUCUGAAAACUUCCUUGAGGAUGCUCAGUAAUCUUGCCUUCCUGUAUUGCGUUGUUGCUGAUUCAAAGGGUUUUACCCUCCCUGUAUUUUUUUUUCGUUUACCCGUUCUGGGACUUUUGGUGGUUUGAAGGUGGGGUAGUGGUUAGUUACAUAAGAGUUAUAUAGUAGACUGUUUCUAUGUUCUGAUUCUUGCGCAUGUUUAUGUGACUACUAUAAUGGUAUACAAUAUUGUACUAUCCACAUGAAAAAUCAUAGAAAAACCCCUCGACACCGGGUUAGCUCAUCUAACGUAGCAAUUUCUAUUUUC